Messenger RNA from Arabidopsis arenosa, 3200 nucleotides. Lineage: Eukaryota; Viridiplantae; Streptophyta; Magnoliopsida; Brassicales; Brassicaceae. The record is from the annotation of a GenBank genome assembly.
GACUAUAGUGGGAACAAAUAUUAAACCAACACAAAUCUGAUUUUCUUUUUCGGUUUUGUUUUUAUAUCGUCUUCUUCGGAAAUUAGAAAGGAGAAAUCUGAAUUUUCUGAUUGCCGGCGAUGGAAGGGAGAGAUGACGGCGGAGGGAAAGUUAUUGGGUUGAUAGAGAAAGCGACGAAAUCAACUGCUCAAGAGGUUGACCCGAGGCUGCUUAAGGCGAUCAAAUCAAUUGUUCGUUAUUCUGAUUCGGAGGUCCGACUUAGUGCGCAAACCCUAAUGGAGCUCAUGAGACAUAACCACUCUCAGGUUCGAUAUCUGACGCUGUUCAUAAUCGACGAGCUUUUCAUGAGAUCAAAGCUCUUUAGAACUUUGAUAAUUGAGAAUCUUGAUCAGCUUUUGAGUUUAAGUGUUGGCUUUAGAAGCAAUCUACCUCUUCCUGCACCACCUCCUGUUGCCACUAUGUUACGUUCAAAGGCUAUUGAGUUCUUGGAGAAGUGGAAUUUGUCUUUUGGGUUACAUUACAAGGAGCUUAGGCUUGGGUUUGAUUACCUUAAGAAUACCCUCAAGUUAAAGUUCCCUGAUUUACAAGCUAAUGCUGCACGGAUUCAACGAGAGAGACAGGAGAGGGAGAUGAAGACAAAAGAGAUUUUACGGAACAAGUUUGAUUCCUUGAGGGAUAGUUUUGGACUCUUCAAGUAUGAGAUUGAGGUAACUAUAAAGGAAAUCAAGGAGUGUAUGGAAAUUGUUCAAUGGAGAGGGGAUGAUGGUGUUCCACUUGCGAUAUUAGAUGAGGAAGAUUUUGAGGAGAUCCGUUGUUCUCAUCUGAGGCAAAUUCGUCUUGAUUCACUCAAACAAUCAGAAAAGGUUGAAGAAACUAGUGAAAACAGAGUUGUAUUUGAUGUAUUGAGGGAACAGUGCAAGCUUCUAGUGACAAAGCAUCUGAUCUCUGUUCAAGAAGGGAUCUCUCUUCUCAUCAGGGUUGACGUAAGUGAUAAUAGAACGAGAGAUUCCAUGUUGAAAGACUUAAUCGAUAUCAGGAAUAACAUAUUGGCUGCUAAAAAGAAAUGGGAAGAAGCUGGUUUUACAAUUUCAGUGAUGACUGGUACUCACGAGAAUGAAGAAACAAACGAGGAAGAAGAAGAUAUCUGGGAGGAGGAUGAUGGUAAGGUUGAAACUGAUUCAGUCAAGAACGUGGCUCCUGUGACAAGAACUCAGCAGAGUGAGAAUUCGUCUUUACCAUCAUCAAGUGAAGCAAAGAAGUCUACAUCAGAAUCUAGGUCCAAUAAAGCGUCAAUCACUAAAAAAGUUGGAAGCAGUGGGGGCUCUCUUAGGGACAAGCUAAUUUCUGAAGCGCCUGUGAUGAAUUGGGGAUCACAGUUGAGUAAUUGGGACUCCACUACGGAAGUUCGAGCUAAUUAUCGGGGGUUAGAGCUCGAGAGCCACUGGGGUAGGGUGGAUCAAGAUGCUGUAAUUCCGGCAGAGAAAAUAGCAGAAUUGAAUCUUCAGGCAACUGUUUAUAGAGAAGAGAGAACAGAGACACCUCCAUGCCGUGCUCCUCUAAAGAAAGGUGGUCUUUGCCAGAGAAGAGAUCUCAGAGUCUGUCCGUUUCACGGACCCAUUGUACCUCGGGAUGAUGAAGGAAACACCAUAGUCCAGGAAUCUCCUUUAGAUGAGAGUGAAAACCAAACUUCUUCAACUACAGGGAUCAACCAGGAUGUGCCUAUGGAUGAAACAACUUCAGAUUCUGAUCCUAAUCAGUUAGCUAGGCAAAUAGCGAAACAGGCUCUGAAGAAUAUCCGGGAGAAAGACAAAGAAGUGAUGAGGAAAAGAGCAAAGCUUGUUAAGGUUAAGGUUAAGGAACACAAUCAAGAAGUUCUGCGUGAUGCUGCUAUAGCCUCAACUUCUAGAUCAAAUGUUAUCGAUGAAGAGUUUGAUAGAGUUUUUGCUGCAAGGAAAAACAAGAAACAAACCUUUUCCUCGAUGCGGCGAAAGAAAACAACGGCUAAAGAUAGAAUAUCCCAAAGACUGCUUAGUAAUCGUGUAAAAAGUACUAAUCCGCAGCAGUUGGCUCAGGGCAAUGAUGAAAAGUGCCGGGAAACAUCGGCUAACCAGUGCAUGGACUGUACAUCAACCAUGGAUGUGACUGAUGAUGAAGAGAUCCACCAAGAUCGCCAUUCCUACGCUUCUGUUUCCAAGCAUCAUACCAAUCACACCAACCUGAAUGCUGCUGCUUCUGGGCUUCUCCCGACCACAACCAGUGUUCAUGAGCUUCUCGAAUGUCCUGUCUGCACCAAUUCUAUGUACCCUCCCAUUCAUCAGUGUCACAAUGGACAUACGCUGUGUUCAACCUGUAAAAACAGGGUUCACAACCGCUGCCCAACUUGUAGACAAGAGCUCGGUGAUAUCCGUUGUUUGGCACUGGAAAAAGUAGCCGAAUCACUUGAACUACCGUGUAAACACAUGUCACUUGGAUGUCCUGAAAUCUUCCCUUAUUACAGUAAGCUCAAACAUGAGACUGUAUGUAACUUCAGGCCUUAUAACUGUCCGUAUGCUGGAUCCGAGUGUUCUGUUACUGGCGAUAUCCCUUUCUUAGUUGCUCAUCUGAGGGAUGAUCAUAAGGUGGAUAUGCAUUCUGGGUGUACUUUCAACCAUCGUUAUGUCAAGUCUAAUCCUCGUGAAGUCGAAAACGCCACAUGGAUGUUAACUGUCUUUCAUUGCUUCGGACAAUACUUCUGUCUUCACUUUGAGGCAUUCCAGCUCGGAAUGGCUCCAGUCUACAUGGCGUUCCUGCGUUUCAUGGGGGACGAGACAGAAGCGCGGAACUACAAUUACAGUUUAGAAGUGGGAGGUUAUGGGCGGAAGCUGAUAUGGGAAGGAACACCGAGAAGCGUAAGAGACAGCCACAGGAAAGUUAGAGACAGUCAUGAUGGACUAAUUAUACAAAGAAACAUGGCUCUCUUCUUCUCAGGUGGGGAUAGGAAAGAGCUGAAACUGCGAGUCACUGGAAGGAUCUGGAAAGAGCAACAACAAAGUGGUGAAGGUGGAGGAGCUUGUAUCCCAAACUUGUCUUGAAAAUGGAAAAGAAAUCAAAUUGAUUUUUGAAAACCUCCCCGACUUGUCUCUGUCUCUGUUAACCAUGGUUCUUGGUAGUGAUAUAUCUGUAAUUAGGGUUUUCUCUGACGAUAAACUUGGGUUGUUCUU